AUGAAAGUUGCACAAGUGACUAGUUGGGGCACAGCUCCGACAUGUCAGACAGUCCCAGACCUUCCACCUCCCUCGCCUACGCAGAUGCAGCUCACUGUGCUUACUGUCGGCAUUCCGCGCGUGGUACAGAUUCGCGCAACGGGGAAACACCCCAGUGUGUUCGACUCCCCCUUGCCCUUCGACCCGAGUAUUGACGGAGUCGGCCGCGACGAUACCACCGGUGACGUCUACUUUAUUCAUCCACUUGCAGCGCCCCUGCUUGCCGAGCGUGCCAAUGUCGAGCGCCACCAUCUCGUGAAACUGGCUCCGGGGGCAGAUCCCGUCAGCGUUGCAGCCCUGGCCAAUCCCAUGUCUAGCAGCUGGAUGGCGCUGCGUCGCCGUGCCAUUGGCGGCUGUACAGGUCGAACAGUGCUUAUCCUCGGUGCUACAAGUGCCAGCGGGCGGACCGCCGCCCUCGUGGCCCGAUCCCUCGGAGCUGCUCGGAUUGUUGGGCUGUCCCGGCGCGAGGAAACACUGGAAACCGUCGACGGUCUUGACGAGCGUGUUAUUCUACGCGAGCCCUUCGUCCUACCCCCGAGCGCGGGUCCAAUUCACAUUAUCCUUGACUAUGUCGGCGGAUCCGCUGCGGCAGGCAUACUGCAGAAUGCCGAGGUGGAACCAGGGGAAAACCUGCAGUACAUUCAGGUUGGAGGUCUCGCAAGCGAAGACACCCACAUGCUGCAGGUGCUGCCCCCAUACCUGAUCAAUACCAAGCCUAUCUGCAUUAUGGGCUCCGGAUUGGGUAGCGUUCGCCUCCAGGACCUCAAAGAUGAGAUGCCAGACAUGGUACGCGCCAUGAUGCAGAUGCCCUCCCCGUUCGAGUUGGAAACCGUCUCCCUGAGCAAUAUCCAGUCGGUUUGGGACUCGGCAAACGCUUCUAAGAGGCUGGUCGUGAUCCCGACUGCCAAGGACUGA
Messenger RNA from Aspergillus steynii IBT 23096, 954 nucleotides. RefSeq names its product NAD(P)-binding protein. Bases 1 to 954 code for a protein of 317 amino acids. Lineage: Eukaryota; Fungi; Ascomycota; Eurotiomycetes; Eurotiales; Aspergillaceae. Gene Ontology annotation, molecular function: oxidoreductase activity. The record is from RefSeq and is a predicted model, not a curated record. The transcript has a single exon.